Molecule: messenger RNA, 2428 nt
Organism: Pongo pygmaeus (Bornean orangutan)
Lineage: Eukaryota; Metazoa; Chordata; Mammalia; Primates; Hominidae
Gene: RAB1B
Product: RAB1B, member RAS oncogene family
Exons: 6
Coding region: 579-1184 (201 amino acids)
Molecular function (GO): GTPase activity; GTP binding
Source: RefSeq, a predicted model, not a curated record
AAAGUUUUUGACCUUGAGUGAGUUUCCCGAGACUCAGUUUUUUCAUCUAUGAAAUGCGGGUGAUGACACGCGGCUGCGAGUUAGGACUGCCCAGUACACGAAGAACCCUGGACAAAUGGACUUUUACUAAUCUUACUAGAACCCACAUUCUCAUUUAAUGUUCACAGCGUGGGUAUUGGGAGGGCAAGGAUGACUACCUCCGUCAGACAGAUGUGAAACGUGCCAAGCCCAGCCCUAAAUUGAGCUUUCUAAACACCGAGUCGCGGUCAGGCUUUCCAGCACUGUCCUCAAGCCUAAGUGCGUCCGGCGUGCAAACUACAAGCCCCAGAAGGCAAUGCGUCAGCAGUAAUGGGAGUGGGCGCGGAGGCGCGGGCUCCCCGACUACGCCUGCGCAGCGGGGCUGAGUUGGAGAACGUCUCAGACUACAAGUUCCGAGAAUCAGCGCGGCGAGGCCUGAGAAGAGGACGUUUGCGCCUGCGCUUCGCGGGCGGGGCCUCUGGGGCGGAGCGGCCACCAUCUUGGAACGGGAGGCGGAGCAGAGCCGACUGGGAGCGACCGAGCGGGCCGCCGCUGCCGCCAUGAACCCCGAAUAUGACUACCUGUUUAAGCUGCUUUUGAUUGGCGACUCAGGCGUGGGCAAGUCAUGCCUGCUCCUGCGGUUUGCUGAUGACACGUACACAGAGAGCUACAUCAGCACCAUCGGGGUGGACUUCAAGAUCCGAACCAUCGAGCUAGAUGGCAAAACUAUCAAACUUCAGAUCUGGGACACAGCGGGCCAGGAACGGUUCCGGACCAUCACUUCCAGCUACUACCGGGGGGCUCAUGGCAUCAUCGUGGUGUAUGACGUCACUGACCAGGAGUCCUACGCCAACGUGAAGCAGUGGCUGCAGGAGAUUGACCGCUAUGCCAGUGAGAACGUCAAUAAGCUUCUGGUGGGCAACAAGAGCGACCUCACCACCAAGAAGGUGGUGGACAACACCACAGCCAAGGAGUUUGCAGACUCUCUGGGCAUCCCCUUCUUGGAGACGAGUGCCAAGAACGCCACCAAUGUCGAGCAGGCGUUCAUGACCAUGGCUGCUGAGAUCAAAAAGCGGAUGGGGCCUGGGGCAGCCUCCGGGGGCGAGCGGCCCAAUCUCAAGAUUGACAGCACCCCUGUAAAGCCGGCUGGCGGUGGCUGUUGCUAGGAGGGGCACAUGGAGUGGGACAGGAGGGGGCACCUUCUCCAGAUGAUGUCCCUGGAGGGGGCAGGAGGUGCCUCCCUUUCCCUCUCCUGGGGCAUUUGAGUCUGUGGCUUUGGGGUGUCCUGGGCUCCCCAUCUCCCUCUGGCCCAUCUGCCUGCUGCCCUGAGCCCCGGUUCUGUCAGAGUCCCUAAGGGAGGACACUCAGGACCUGUGGCCAGGCAGGGCGGAGGCCUGCUCUGCUGCUGCCUCUAGGUGACUUUCCAAGAUGCCCCCCUACACACCUUUCUUUGGAACGAGGGCUCUUCUGUCGGUCUCCCUCCCGACACUGGGUUUCUCCCCUUCCCCUUCUUCCUGCUGUCCUGCCCAAGAGCUGAGGGUCUCCCCGGCCUCUACUGCCCUGGCUGCAGUCAGUGCCCAGGGCCAGGAGUGUGGCCAGGGGAUCCAGGACCUGGGAUCCAGGGCCCUGGGCUGGACCUCAGGACAGGCAUGGAGGCCACAGGGGCCCAGCAGCCCACCCUUUCCUCUCCCCAUCGCCUCCCCUCCCCUCCCACACUCCCAGCUCUAGCCGUCCAGCUGCGGUGGGGUCUGAGUAUAUCUAGGGCGGGUGGGCGGGUAGCAGCGCUGGGCCUGUGUCUUGAGCCUGGAGGGAGUCUGCUCCUGUCGCCCUCUGCCCUGCCAGAGACAGACCCAUGCGCUGCCUGCCCACCGUGCCCCUUUGUCCCCAUGUCAGGCGGAGGCAGAAGGCCCACCGUGCCAGAGGCUGGGCACCAGCCUUAACCCUCACUCUGCUAGCACCUCCUCCCUUUCCCCGAGGCAGCACAUCUGGCUCACUCUCCCCUCGGUCUCUGGAGCCCACCAGGGGAGGCCCUCAUCCCCUGCCACUAUUUCUCUGGGGAAUGUGGAUUCCAUCCAGGGUUGGGGGCCUCUCUGCUCACCCACUCUGCACCCAGGAUCCUAGUCCCCUGCCCUCUGGCACAGCUGCUUCCUGCAAGAAAGCAAGUCUUUGGUCUCCCUGAGAAGCCAUGUCCCUCGUGCUGUCUCUUGCCUGUCCCACCUGUGCCCUGCCCUCCAGCUUGUAUUUAAGUCCCUGGGCUGCCCCUUGGGGUGGCCCCCACUCCCAGGUUCCCCUCUGGUGUCAUGUCAGGCAUUUUGCAAGGAAAAGCCACUUGGGGAAAGAUGGAAAAGGACAAAAAAAAAUUAAUAAAUUUCCAUUGGCCCUCGGGUGAGCUGAGGGUUUUUGCAAGGAA